AGGGUGUGUAUUUGUCCACUGCUUAAUGGGUGUCAGUCGCUCUGCGACAUUGGUGCUGGCCUUCCUCAUGAUCGUCGAGGGUUUGAGUCUGGUGGAGGCCGUGGCUGCCGUUAAGCCGCACAGAGACAUCUAUCCUAAUCCUGGUUUCCUACAACAACUCCGCAGUCUAGAUAUGAGUCUGGAGAGGGAGAGGAGAAGACAACGACAGCCGAAGACACUAGGGCAGUCAACCCAGGAGGACGAGGAAGAAACGCUAUCUCUCCCAGAGCUGAGACAAAUUGUCUGGGUGAACAGAAAACCAGUGACAGCUGUCAAUCAAGUCUGGCCACAGCUCUACAUUGGAGAUGAGUCUGUGGCACGAGAUAAAACCACACUCUCAUCUCUGGGCGUCACUCACAUUCUUAAUGCCGCAGCAGGUCGACACAGGAUCAACACGGGUCAGCAGUUCUACACUGACCUCGGAGUGGAAUACCAUGGUGUUGAGGCUGCAGACCAUCCGGAGUUUAACCUCCGACCCUUCUUCAGCACAGCUGCACAGUUCAUAGAUGGAGCACUGAGGAAAAAUGGGACGGUGUUUGUCCACUGUGCCAUGGGCGUGAGUCGCUCUGCAGCUCUGGUUUUGGCUUAUCUGAUGAUCGAACAGAGACUGUCGUUGGUGGAAGCCAUUAUUGCUGUUCGGCUCAACAGAGACAUCGGACCUAACUCUGGUUUUCUGGAGCAGCUGAGGGAACUGGACCUGAUCCUCCAUCAACAGAGAAGAAAAAUAAGAGUGAUCUGAUGAUGAUGACAUGAACCAAAAAAAAAAAGUUUCAAAAACAACAAAAACAACACUAAGAUUUUAGUAAAAUGAACAUGGAAAAAUAAUGUAAUUCCUCUUCUGUUUUCAUUUUAACUGUUUUCUUGACAUACUAUUUCUUUACCACUUAUAUCACAAAUAGAAAUGACAUUUGUUAGUCGUUUGUCUCAGAGUGUAGGUCAGCAGAAAACAAUCUGACAACACAACACCAAGAAAUACUUUGCUGAAAAUAAUCAUGACAAAUACCUAGGGGGCGUUCACACGACUGUCCAUUCAUUUCUGUCAUUACACUGACAACAAUAAAGCACGUUGUUGUUUACAAAGUUCUGUUUGGCAUGC
This is a messenger RNA of Cynoglossus semilaevis (tongue sole), 1135 nucleotides long. Its product is annotated as dual specificity phosphatase DUPD1-like. Gene Ontology annotation, cellular component: cytoplasm. Gene Ontology annotation, molecular function: protein tyrosine/serine/threonine phosphatase activity; MAP kinase phosphatase activity. The transcript is spliced from 4 exons. Bases 26 to 778 code for a protein of 250 amino acids. Lineage: Eukaryota; Metazoa; Chordata; Actinopteri; Pleuronectiformes; Cynoglossidae. The record is from RefSeq and is a predicted model, not a curated record. Gene Ontology annotation, biological process: protein dephosphorylation; negative regulation of MAPK cascade.